Messenger RNA from Closterium sp. NIES-67, 319 nucleotides. The record is from the annotation of a GenBank genome assembly. NCBI's taxonomy places the organism in Eukaryota, Viridiplantae, Streptophyta, Zygnematophyceae, Desmidiales, Closteriaceae.
UCGCACCUGCAUGGGUGGGUGGGAAGAAGAAGGGGGGGCGGGGGGUAAAUGGAAAGGGGAGGGAAGGGAGGGGGAAGCAGAGGAGGAGGAGGAGGAGGAGGAGGAGGAGGAGAGGAGGAGGAGGAGGAGGAGGAGGAGGAGGAGGAGGAGGAGAGGAGGAGGAGGAGGAGGAGGAGGAGGAGGAGGAGGAGGAGGAGGAGGAGGAGGAGGAGGAGGAGGAGGAGGAGGAGGAGGUGGUGGUGGUGCAUCCACCAUUGCAUUGAGGGACGUGGCAUUCAACAACUGGCCCGAGGAGUAGAAGGAGAUGUUGAAGGCGGGG